AUGCUGAAACCUGAUUUGGAAUUUUUGUAUAUAAAGGGCAAUUAGAAAUUUCAAGAUGUUGCCUUUUAAUAACCAAUUCGAUAACAUCAGCCGAAAGUGAAUGCGAUAAAACUCAAAGGGUUUCAACAAUUUGUCGAACUCAUUAAUAAAUAAUAAGAAUAACAACAAUAAUUGAAAACCUGUUCUUAAUGCACUCCUUAAUUUUUACCAACUGUUAUUUCUUAUCCUCCAAAAAUAGAAAUUUAAACUAGAAAAGCUAGUGAGAUGAAACUAUUCGUAAAAAAAAGUUUUAUUGAUGUACCUACUGAAUCACAUUCUUAGGAAAGAAGUAAGAAAGAUAUUAGAUUGAUUCCUUAAAAAUAAUUUUCAAUUAAAAGAGCAAUAACUUCUAAAAAUGAGGAUAGCAAUAUAAUAUUUGAAUAAAAUGAAUUUCCCAUUCUUAUGGCACUAUCAAAUAAUUUAAGUGUUUAACCUCCCGAUAGAGCCAUCUAUAAGGCUUUUGUGACUAAGGGUAACAAUGGAGUAUUGAUCAGAUAGAGUCUGAAAUAAAGACCAUGGUGGAUAUUGAUUGAUUAACCUAGUGAAGACAUGAAUUUCUAUUGGACUUAAUUACGAAAAUAAGCACAUUAUGAACAAUUAUAAAAGUAGCAAUUAGAGUUGGCUGUAUUUAGUAAAUUGUAGAAGAAAUAAGUAAAUGACAAAUUGAAAUAUAAAAUUGAAGACUCAGAAUACUCGAUAUUUAAUUAGAGUGCUAGUUUGAAAGUACAUAAUCAUUUAGAAUGUAAUUUUUAAGUGUGCAAUAAAAAGGCCCUCUUUUAUAAUAUGAAAAAUUACUAUAUUUCUCGAAAUGAGGAUCCCUUUUAAUUUAUACCGCUUACGUAUCAUGUCUAAACAGGUCCAAAUGAUCCUGCUUACUUAGAAUUUGAAUAGUAUGCUUAAACACAGAAUGUAAAUCUGUGGAUAGUAAAACCAGGGGAGUCAUCGAAUAGAGGGAACGGCAUUUAAGUGGCAAAUUCAAUUCAAAAGGUAAAAUCAAUUAUUUCUCAAUCCACGAAUCAUCAUAAUGGAAUGAAAAAAACCUUUAUUGUUCAAAAGUAUAUGGAGAAACCUCUUCUCUACAAUAAAAGAAAGUUUGAUAUUAGAUGCUAUAUAUUGAUGACCAGCAUCAAUAAUAAAUUCAAAGCCUAUUGGUAUCAGGAGGGGUAUAUCAGAACGAGUUGCAAAGAGUUCUCAUUGGAUGAUGUGGAAGACAAAUUUACUCAUUUAACCAAUGAUGCAGUUUAGAAGAAGAAUUAAAAUUAUGGAAAAUAUGAAACUGGCAAUAAAGUGUCUUUUAAUGAGUUUUAAAAAUACUUACAGGAUAAUCAUAAUUACAAUUUUUCAAUAAUAAUUGAAUAACUUAAAAAGUUAAGUACUGACAUUGUAAAAGCGACAUAUCAACACUUAGAUCCAAAUCGACAUUUUUACACUUUUGAAUUAUUUGGAUUAGAUUAUAUGAUUGAUUAAGAUAUGAAACCUUGGCUUAUCGAAGUGAAUACUAAUCCUUGUUUGGAAACAUGCUGUCCACUUUUAGCUAGGUUAAUUUCGCAUCUUAUUGAAAAUUCAAUCCGAAUUGCUAUUGAUCCUAUGUUCCCACCUCCUCUCAAUAAAAAGAAGCACAUUUAAGAUUAAAAAAAUUUAUUUGAAUUAAUCUUCUCUACUACUUUAAUUACUGAUCCAGUUACAUAACCCAUCAUAAAAGAAGAUGAUGAGGAACAUGAUGAUGUUGAAGAUGAUAAUUGA
Molecule: messenger RNA, 1782 nt
Organism: Paramecium tetraurelia
Lineage: Eukaryota; Ciliophora; Oligohymenophorea; Peniculida; Parameciidae
Exons: 2
Biological process (GO): protein modification process
Source: RefSeq, a predicted model, not a curated record